Molecule: messenger RNA, 3675 nt
Organism: Peronospora farinosa
Lineage: Eukaryota; Oomycota; Peronosporomycetes; Peronosporales; Peronosporaceae
Source: the annotation of a GenBank genome assembly
AUGUCGUUCUUCGGGUACCGGAGCUCCUCGAGUCGAUCUUCUGUGCAGGAGACGCACUUGAGUGAGCUUGAGCGAUUACGAGGACGUCAGCUGGCGAGUCUUGUACGUGCUGGAGGUCGAGCCAAAAACCAACAACAAACGAUCUUUGAGGUCCCAGUAGCCGAUACACCACGUGGCUCAUUAUCCUUGAAGCUACAAUUGCCAUCGGAAUUUCCAGUUAAAGUUCCACAGCUUCAGGCGUCUAUCCCGGUGCAACAUCGAUGGCUCGAUACUGCAGGCAAUGUACAAGGUCAUCCGGAUCUUAACCAGUGGACGGCACACUCGGAUCUUGGACGGAUUGUGACAGAAAUUGUUACGGAAUUGCGAGCAGUUGUUGCAAGCAGUGCUUUCGCAAAUAAGCCAUCGAUGUCUUUGGCCAGAGAUAUCUCGCCUGCAUCUGUAGCAUCAUUGUCACAGUAUCCUGGAGCCAGCGCCAGCUAUACACCAUUGAGCCGACCGUCUUUACAAGUUCAGAUUCAACAGCCAAAGCAACAAUCUCCUCCGGAUACUAGUAAGGCACAACGAUCACAGAUGCCAGAGAUUCCUACGAUCGUUCCAGAAUUGGAAGAGCUCUCACUUUUAGAGCUCGAGAAACUAAACUCGGACAAACAUGCACUCAAGCGGUUUGUCAAGGAAUUACCUUCGGUAAAGGGGUUUACCCAACUAAGAAACGAAGUGUUGCAUAGCAACAUGGAGAUCGCAAAAACGACAUUGGGCUACGAGAGUGAGCAGCGUGAACUGCAGACAGUGAUCGAGGCUCAACGGACCAAGCUACGUGAUGCACAACAGAUGCUGGCGGAUAAACAAGCGCGUCAGCAGCGUAUCGUCACACGUCAUCGACCCGAUGCACUACUGGAACAGCUUUCAGUAGCAAUAAAAGAUGUGGAAAACGAGACGGACGAAGUUGCGACGCAGUUUAUUCAUGGUGAUAUCAACGUUGUGCAGUUUCUCUCGACGUAUGUACCUCGACGGAACUUGUACCACGAACGUACACUCAAGUGGACAAGAACAACAAAAUUUCCAUCUGCAUGUAAAAUGACGUGGUCGUGGCCCGUGUAUACGCCCGUGACGUGGCGUUCCAUUGAGUCGCAUCCGAAAUACCAGUUGUACCGUGUGGAUAUGCAAGUCCCCCGUGGGGCGUUCACCGGUAUACCGGUUUUAUUCGUUCCUGGUCAUAUGGGCAGUUACAAACAAGCCCGUUCUUUGUCCCGUCAUUUAUGGGACAUGAAUAAUGAACUCUUUGACGUUUUUGCUUUGGAUUUUCAUCAAGAAGCUACUGGACUCAAUGGAAAUUAUAUCACUGAUCAAGCUUUUUUCCUGAAUCAUGUGAUACGUGGGAUCCUUCGAGAAUACAAACGACAAAUACAAGACGCCUCUCACUCUCACGUCGUGAUUCCUAAAAGUGUCAUUAUUGUGGCUCAUUCCAUGGGUGGAAUUGUCGCACGGAUGGCGGAAUUCUUGCCAAAUUACAAGAAAUAUUCCAUUCAACAUGUCGUGGCAUUGGGGGUGCCUUAUGAUAUUCCCUCGUUCCCAUUUGAUCCAGAAAUGAGAGCCGUGUAUGACAGGAUGCAGUCAAAAAGAGACAUAGAGAAUGAUGUUGUGUAUGUGUCGAUUGCAGGUGGACAUAAAGAUACAUUGGUGCAGACGUCGUCGACUAGUGUAGACACUGUGACGAAACCUUCACGUGCCUUUGCAGUACUGGCGUCAGCAAUUCCAGCAGUCAAGACACCAGUGGAUCAUUUCUGCUUGUUGUGGUGUCAUCAAUUACUUAAGGUUGUUGCACAGAGUUUGUACAAGGUUGUGGAUCUCGAGACGAGGGAGCUCCUGAGUAGUCCAAGUGUACGACUUGCAAUUGCAAAAGAGGUGCUGUUUGGUGGAGAAAUUGCUGAAGAGGGUGUGGACAGUAAGACCAUUGCAAACGUCUCGUUGCAUCAAAGUUACGUGCAGGAUGGCUACUACCCCGGCGAGUACAUCGGAUAUGCGCUGUUGCUCCCAUACUCCCUGACCAAGCUGCUACGCACUAGAUUCGUGACGGUUAUCGUGAUCAUGUACGCUUUGACGCUGCAAAUUUUCUACGCACAACUUGCACACUGGCAGACCCGGUUCAAUUUGCAGUCGACAUCAUCUCCUCAAGAUCUCAGCCAAGAUAACUUCCCAUCGUUUACGUCGAUGCUUCACCCUGCAGCACAUGCUCCUGCCUACCUCAAGUCUGCUUUGGCAUUUUUCUCGAAUAGUAGAUUCACCAUCGUUUCGAGCAAGACGACGACAGCCAUUGCUGUACUCACUCUCGCUAUGACGGCUGGGGCAGGUUACUUUGGCUAUGGCAAGUUGUUAUCUGGCGAACAGUCAAUGGAAAAAGUGAUUGUUCUUGCAACAAUGGUUGCCGAGUUUAUGAUCCUCUACGCCUAUGCACUAGGCUUGUUGUACGCGGUCGUGAAGUUCUUUUCGCUACUUCAGCGCUUUGUUGUCUCACCAGUUGUGUCCACGCUGAAUAAUGUGACUGAUCGACUCAAGCUUCGUAGCUGGAUGCUUAUUAUUGCGAUCCACGGGACUACGCAGCUUCUUGGACAAAUUGCGAGCUCAUCGUCUGUGAACUUUUCCAGAAUAUUGGGGCUGCUGGUAAUCGUAUCAUUCGUGAUUUUUGUUUUGUAUAUGCUGGCACUAGGUGGAAAUACUGACGGAACCUUGGACCAGCAACGUAUGAAACGCUCGCUGUUUGCCAUCUUAUUACUGUCCAUUUUUCCAUGGGUUGGAAAAGUUUGGUAUUUCAUUGGAAUUGUGCGCUUGCCGCCGUCAGAUCUCCCAAAUGAUCUACUGAUGGAAGGUGGAUCCUACAUCCUCAUUUUGAGUGUGUCUACGUACCUCGUCAGUCUGUCGCUUGAAUGCAUGAUUCCACUGCCUCCGACAGCAUUUUUCGGGGCUUCAUUAGGACAAGAUGCUGCAUCUGUGUACGGAAAGUCCUCGAGCAAUUCAGCCAGCAACAUCAAGAUCACGGCUGAAAACUGCCCGAAAUGUAUAUUCGAGGAUGGUGGUCCCGGGGCUGUUCUUGUAGAGUAUAAUGACCGGACUACGCGCCGUGUAGUGGCGGGCAACACUGGUGAAGUGGUAUACGUGGGCUUAACAUUCCGUGUGGUUUCGUGUGAUUGCGUGUACCGAUUCAAGAACUCGCGAGAUUUCUGUGACUUCUGUAUCCGAUCGUGCCGAUUGUGCGGAGGUGGAAAUGGAAACUUCCAGGAGGCUGCCAAGUACAAAGACUUUCUGAAAGCGAGCAAGGUAGACUUGGCAAUGCAUGCCCUUGUGCCAAUGACUUUCCAGAUUUGUGCCGCUGUUCAGGCCACCUACGGCUUGUACCGAGCUCAUUUGUCAUUCUAUCUCACGCCUCCAUGCGUUCUGGCACUAGUGAUCUAUCACAUCGUGCUUCGUCACCCAGUCGAGGCUCGACGCAUCAAGAACAAACAGCGCAAGAAAUCGACAAAGAAGAAAAAAUCUUCAAGUAAGUCCAAGAGCAAGCCGGUCACGACAAGCUGCGACGCAUCGACGACCGCGACUACGACAAUCAACGAGACCACCUCUCGCAACAAAAAGAAAAAGAAACGCAAAUUGGGAACAUCAUCUACUUUCGCUGCACAGCAGUGA